Messenger RNA from Hyla sarda, 2691 nucleotides. RefSeq names its product alpha-1,3-mannosyl-glycoprotein 4-beta-N-acetylglucosaminyltransferase C-like. The record is from RefSeq and is a predicted model, not a curated record. The coding region runs from base 670 to 2085 and encodes 471 amino acids. Gene Ontology annotation, molecular function: acetylglucosaminyltransferase activity. Gene Ontology annotation, biological process: protein N-linked glycosylation. NCBI's taxonomy places the organism in Eukaryota, Metazoa, Chordata, Amphibia, Anura, Hylidae. The transcript has 5 exons.
AAAGUCUAUGACAAUAUCCUGCCCGCCUUAGAAGCAGCUGACUAACAUUGUGCUGCUAUUUAGCCUAAAAGUACACCCGGAUGUUUCUCUCCAUGUGACUCUCUCAGUUUCACUUCUUCUGAUACAUAUGAAUUAUUCAGAUUUUUAGUACCCAGAUGUAUAACUUUACAAUGCGGUUGGUAUGUAUUAUUUAUCCACAAUGAAUGCGAUCGUCUUCCAUAACUUCCACGCACUAUGCUACGCAGCCUGCAAAUAUGAUAUAAAAUGUAGCCAUUCACUGCAAGCAAAGAAUGAAAGUUUGCUACAAUGUAUCACUGUGGAUGAAAACUUAGGAGUCCAGGAGGAUGGUGACUCUUUUGCACACGCUGUUCUUGGCAGCCGUAUUUAGUAGGGAAAAACGUAGGUAGGCAGGGAGCGGCACGCCCACGGAUUAUACUCGGCUACGUCUCUACGGGUCAUUCAGUGUAUCUCAUCCAGCCAGAGGAUCGCAGCGUCACAGUGUGUCAGUCAUAUGUUUAUAGUUGCAUUAUCGGCUGCCGUGUAAAGGGCGACUUCCUCAUUAGAGAUUUCCUGUGGUCGAUCACACGGCACGCACCUGCUAUAUCACUAGUCUGACAGUCUCUGAUGGGGAUUGACAUACUAACAGAACUAUAUUAGCGUCUCCAGAAGAUGAGAAGGGCCCAAGUCUGGAAGGUUCUGUCUGUAGUUUUCUUUGGCCUCUGCGUCACCGUUCUGAUCACCCGAGGACCGGCUAAUGUCGAGUGCCCAGACCUGUCUGAUCCCUAUCUACAGACACGGGAAGUAAAGAACCAUCGCUUGUUCGACGUGAACCGAGACGCUCUACAAAGUCUUGAGAUCCCCUAUAAGUAUCUGCUGGGUUCUCCUCCGUCUGGACCAAAACGAUUCCUGUCCAUUGGUAUAUCUUCUGUGAAGAGAAAUAAGGAGAGUUAUCUGCUGACCACCAUCCAGUCGAUCUUCGGUCACUGCAGUCAGAAUGAGCUGGAUGAGUUGGUGGUGGUCAUCUACCUGGCUAAUGCCAGACAUACCGAUAACCGGGACACCGCAGAGAAGAUCAAACAUCACUUCCCUGAAGAGAUUGCUGCGGGUCAUCUGAUUGUCAUCAGCAGCUAUAUCAAUGGCUACCCACUCCUGGACGGGUUAAGGAGGAAUUACAAUGACUCCCCCGAUAGAGUGCGGUUCCGCUCUAAACAGAACGUGGACUACGCCUUCCUGGUCAACUUCUGCGCCAAUCUGUCUCAUUAUUACCUUAUGUUAGAGGAUGACGUAACUUGUUCUGUGAACUUCCUGACGUCCAUUAGGAAAUACAUCAAUGAGUACACCGCUCCUUGGACUACGAUAACCUUUUCUAACUUGGGAUACAUUGGAAAACUCUACCACAGCGAGGAUCUUCCAAAACUGUCGCGUUUCUUGCUCCUCUUCUACGACGAGAUGCCGUGUGACUGGCUCCUAGACCUGUUCUACAGAUCCAAAGCUCAGGCCGAUAUUAUCCGAUACAAACCAUCACUCUUCCAACAUAUAGGACAAUAUUCCUCAUUCCAGGGCAAUGCCAAUAGGUUGAAAGACAAAGAUUUUGUUGAAGUUUUAAUACCAUACGGAGACCAACCGGUGGCCUCUUGCUUUACGGAUAUUAAGGCGUAUAAUGACAACACUCCGGAUAAUGUUUGUAUCCCGGGUCCCAGCUUCUUUUGGGGAAUGGAAAUUGAUUCCGGCAACAAUUUUACAAUGGUUUUCCAAACACCGACUAAUAUUAAAAAAAUCAGCAUCAUUACCGGGACACCAGAACACCCCCGGGACAUCCUGCAAUCGGGUAUCGUACAGGUGGGAAGAGAAAAAGAUCUGAAAAAAGAAACCUGCAAAAUAUUUAGAAAAAUUGGCGAGUUUGGAAAUGGAACAUUUUUACUUGAUAAUAUAGACCACGCAACAGGGGGAUUGGUAGAUUGCCUUAAAAUUCAGGUUUCUGCACCCCAGGCGAACUGGCUUAUAAUACAAAAAAUAGGUAUUUGGGUCAGGAAGGAGAAGAUACAUAAUGACACUUUGUCUCAUGUUGUUUUGGCCUCCAGGUAGGUCCAUCUGAAGACCGCCAUCGAUCUCUUUUAUAUUGUUCCUUUCAUGAAGCUCCUGUAUUAUUUCAGCAGCGGUCAUAUGAUUACACACACAGCGCCACAGUCAGAUUCUAGACAUAAGUAAAUGGCGAGCAUUCACAUUGCAUUUCAAACAAAUCCACUAUUAUUCAUAAUAAAUCAUAGGAUAAAUCAUUUUCUUCUCUUGACUAUGACUGGACUGAAAGGGCAUGUCUGUCCCUGCUGUUUGAUGCCAAAAAGGUGCAUUGUAAAUAAAAUGUAAAUAAUAAUUUUUAAUAAAUAUUCUGUCAUUCCCAUCAUGCCUGCACCAAUGUAAUAUUCUGUUAGGAACUUUCAUAUGUGCUCAAUGGUGCCUCAUGCUGAGUAAUAUACAGUGUAUACGUGGCCUAUGGGACUGGAGAAGAGGAAGGAACAACUGCUCUAAGAAAAGUUCUGCCAGAAUAAAAACCUGUUUAUCCACUGUCCAGUAAAACACAUGUAGAUAUCCCGAUUAAUAAAUGACAAAGAGACAGUGCAGCUAAAUCAACCAUCUACUCCGAGGUUAACUGGUAGGUCUGAAAAACCCCAAAAGACCCAGAAAUCAACAGGA